UGUGGCUGUCAACCGCCAAAUUUAACUGGAAAACACGUCGGGCUGCUGAAAAGAAUCCAGGAUAAAGUGAAAGAGGAAAACCCUGAACAGGAUGUUAUUUUCCUUCACUGCAUCAUCCAUCAGGAGUCUCUGUGUAAGUCCGUAUUGCAGCUUAAUCAUGUCGUUAACCCAGUUGUAAAACUUGUUAACUUCAUACGAGCGAGGGGACUUCAGCAUCGUCAGUUUAUUACGUUCCUUGAGGAAACCGAUGCGGAUCACCAGGACUUGCUUUACCACUCUCGUGUCCGCUGGUUAAGUUUGGGCAAAGUGUUUCAACGAGUGUGGGAGCUGAAAGAGGAGAUCAGCGCAUUUUUGGAGUUAAUGGGGAAAUCCGAUGACUUUCCUGAGCUGAGGGACAAUAACUGGCUCUGUGACUUUGCGUAUGCUGUGGACAUAUUUUCAUACAUGAAUGAACUGAAUUUGAAGCUACAGGGGAAAGAUCAGUUUGUACAUGACAUGUACACAAAUGUGAGAGCCUUCAAAUCCAAGCUGACCUUAUUCUCCAGACAACUUUCAAACAAAUCUUUCGCUCAUUUCCCCACAUUAGCCAUGCAGAAAGAGGCCCCCCGAAACACGAAGAAAUACAGCAAAUCACUGGAUGACCUACACAGAGAAUUCUGCCAUCCUGAAGCAGCACCACAGAUGCUGCAGUUAGAACUGAUCGAUCUUCAGUCUGACUCCGUGUUGAAGGAGAAGUUCAACUCUCUUAAACUGAAUGACUUUUAUGCUUCACUUGAUGAGGCCAAGUUUCGAAACCUGCGGAGGACGGCACAGAAGAUGCUAGCAUUGUUUGGCUCGACCUACAUGUGUGAGCAGACAUUCAGCCUCAUGAACAUCAACAAAACCCGUCACAGAUCUAAGUUAACGGACCAACACCUCAGAUCUAUCCUGAGAAUUGCCACAACAAAACUUACUCCAGACUUUGAUGCACUGGCAAAAAAGGGAGACCAACAACACUGUUCCCACUGA
Messenger RNA from Scomber japonicus (chub mackerel), 1008 nucleotides. RefSeq names its product general transcription factor II-I repeat domain-containing protein 2A-like. The annotation marks the transcript as partial. NCBI's taxonomy places the organism in Eukaryota, Metazoa, Chordata, Actinopteri, Scombriformes, Scombridae. The record is from RefSeq and is a predicted model, not a curated record. The transcript is spliced from 2 exons. Gene Ontology annotation, molecular function: protein dimerization activity.